AUGUCAUUCUUGCAAACCUUAUGGAGUGUACCCGCCAUUCUAGCGCUGACGUUGUCAGCGGUCCUCAUUCGCAGGUUUGCGCGUUCAUAUGCGAUAUGCAAGAUAGCUGGCCCUCCGAGCACGUCGUGGUUGAAGGGCAAUCACAUUCAAUUCUUGGCACGGGACGCUAUGCUAUUUCAAGACGAAGUUGCCGACACGUAUGGUAAACUCUUCAGAAUCACUGGGUACUGCGGUGAACAGAAGCUUGUCAUUUCGGAUACGAAAGCGUUGCACGUCGUCCUUGUGAAGCAACUGGACACAUUCGAUGCCCCAGAGUACUAUCUUGAGCUCCGUCGCUUACUGUUAGGACGAGGUGUCCUCUCCGCUCCGAGAGCAGGCGGUGUUCACGCUAAACAUCGCAAGCUACUCAAUAGCGCUUUUGCCAUUGCUCAUCUGAAGACUAUGGUGCCGCUCUUCCAUGCAAUAUGCAAGCAGCUCUGUGAGGUCUUAAAGGGGGAUACCGAACAUGCUGAUGGCGGCGAGUUGGACGUCUUAGACUACCUGGGCCGCGGUGCUUUAGAAUUGAUUGGGCAGGCGGGUUUCGGCUACGCGUUCGAUGCUCUGAAAGGAGGGAGCCAUGAAUUCAGCGAUGCUCUCAAGCGAAUAGUUCCUGCAGUAGCCAAAGUCAUGAAGUUCCGUCCUCUGGUUCCCUACUUGACACGCACAUUCUCCUCGAGGGUUUUACGGGUCAUGGGAGAGCUUCUGCCGAUGGACUCAGUUCACAACGUGAUGAAGCUCUCGGAUAUAAUGAAGUUCUACGCGACGUCAAUCUGGGAGGAGAAGAAGCGCCUCCACGCAGAAGAUAAAAUGGGCGAUACAGCAUCGAGUUCGGGACGCGACAUUCAGAGUAUACUCCUACGAGAGAAUAGGAAGGCGUUUGAGGACGACCGUCUGCCAGACGAUGAACUACUAGCCCAAGUGAACACAUUCUUAUUCAGCGGCACUGACACAACUUCGAAUGCUCUUGCGCGUAUCUUGAAAUCAUUGGCGGACGAUCAAAGUGUUCAAGACACGUUGCGAAGGGAGCUUAUGGAAGCUACGGCACUGCACACGAGCCUCGAUUAUGAAGUACUCGACCGCCUGCCAUAUCUGGAUGCUGUUUGUCGCGAAACUAUGCGACUCUAUCCGCCGGUCCGUCUUAUGCAUCGCGUUGCAGGGCGAGAUGCUGUCUUACCUCUGCAAGACCCAGUCCGCGAUGUUGACGGUAACGUCUUAUCAGAAGUGUUUGUUCCGAAGGGCACAGAGGUCAUCUGCAACAUUGCGGCAGUCAAUCAAGACUUUGGUAGCUGGGGAGCGGAUGCGAGAGAGUGGAAACCCGAGCGCUGGCUGACCCCGUUGCCUGAAAGUGUCACUGAUGCUCGUAUACCUGGUGUACUAUCUAAUUCACUUGCGUUCUCUGGGGGCGGUCGGGCUUGCAUCGGAUUCAAGUUCUCUCUGCUUGAAAUGAAGGCCAUGCUUGCUCAGUUCAUUCCUGACUUGCGCUUCGAGCCCUCGAAUAACUGUGAGAUCGUGUGGAGGUACGGGAGUAUCGUCACCCCCAGUACCAGCGUAAAUGGGAUACCCCAGCUUCCUCUUCGCAUUUCCCAAGUAUAG
Peniophora sp. CBMAI 1063 is the source of this 1632-nucleotide messenger RNA. The record is from the annotation of a GenBank genome assembly. NCBI's taxonomy places the organism in Eukaryota, Fungi, Basidiomycota, Agaricomycetes, Russulales, Peniophoraceae.